Dichomitus squalens LYAD-421 SS1 is the source of this 4245-nucleotide messenger RNA. Its product is annotated as RhoGAP-domain-containing protein. NCBI's taxonomy places the organism in Eukaryota, Fungi, Basidiomycota, Agaricomycetes, Polyporales, Polyporaceae. Gene Ontology annotation, biological process: signal transduction; actin cytoskeleton organization. The transcript has 12 exons. Bases 1 to 4245 code for a protein of 1414 amino acids. Gene Ontology annotation, cellular component: cytoplasm. The record is from RefSeq and is a predicted model, not a curated record.
AUGGCCAUAGCUUCCGACCCGGAUUCAGACCAUGAUCUCGACCCUCCCCCCACCGCUCACGCAAACGGCUUCUCGUCCUCGUCUCCCCGCCCUGAGCAUUAUGCUUCAGAUCGCACUCCCGUACCUGUCAAGGCGGCUACGCUUGGCACCCCGUACGACCUAGAUCAGCGACAGCCUCGGACGGACGACCGACCCCAUGCCCGCAGCGAGGACCUCAAUCACUCGUCGUCCUGGGCCUCGAAUGAUCCCUCGUUCACUGACCGCGCUCUCUCUCAGUCCCCCGCUCCUCCCUUCAUGGCGUCCAGUCGCCCUGGCACUCCUGGCAGCAGCUCCAAUCACCACCCCCUCCCCCCAUCUUCAUCCGAUCACUCUGAAUCCUCACGGAGCCGCCGACAGAGCAUGCACUCCGACUCGUCUCUAGGUUCUGAAUCUUCUACGCCCGGUGGGAGCCAGCUAGGAGGAGGCUCGACGACGACGCACACCAGCACGAGCGUCGCUUCCACACCAUGUGCGGCUUGCGGCAAAGCAAUGCAGGGCGCGUUUGUACGGGCCCUUGGCGCUGUAUACCACCUCCAAUGCUUCAAGUGUAUGGACUGCGGUACCGUCGUGGCCUCGAAGUUCUUCCCGAUUGACGGCCAAGAUGGGAAGCAACACCCGCUAUGUGAACGGGACUACUUUCGGCGCUUGAAUCUGAUUUGCGCGAAGUGUGGGAUGGCGCUGCGCGGAAGCUACAUUACGGCGUGCAACAAGAAGUUCCAUGUCGAGCAUUUCACAUGCUCGAUAUGUCCGACACUCUUCGGCCCGCAAGACUCGUACUACGAGCAUGAGGGAGACGUAUAUUGUCAUUUCCAUUAUUCGACACGAUACGCAACCAAAUGCGCUGGUUGCAACAGUGCCAUUCUCAAGCAAUUUGUGGAAAUCAACCGGAACUCGCGGGACGAAUGUUGGCAUCCGGAAUGCUAUAUGAUAAAUAAGUUUUGGAAUGUCAAAGUCUCCAGUCGUCGACCUACCAGCCUACCACCGCCGGCGGAGGAUGGCGAGCCUACCCAGCCGACGGAGCCUCCUUAUGUCGAAGAGGAGCGCAUGGAGACGGCGCAAUCUCUACGAGAGAAGCAGAUACGGAUGGAACAGCAGGUGUAUCGGAUAUGGACCGUACUGUCCUCCUUCGAGGAGUCGAGCGCUGCGUGUAUUUCUGAUAUGCUGAGGCAAGUCAGCAAUGGGCAAUACCUGGACGCCAUCCGGAUGGCCGAGAGGUUCAUUUUGCAUGUCGAAGUCCUCUUCGCAACCAUCGACGACCUGGAAUACCAUUUCGCCCGGCUGAAACUCAAAGGCAUGUCGCACGUUCGCGAGGCGAGAAUGCUGUGCCGAAAGACCGUGGAUCUCUUCACCCUUCUAUCUCAUACGCAAGAGACUGGCGCCCGGCGGAUGGGCAUGACCCAGGAGCUGCUCGCCCUGGUCACUGGGCUGGCGCACUACCUCAAGAUUCUCAUCCGUAUCGCGCUCACAGGUGCCUUGAAGCUCGAGCGAGAGCAAGAUGUGCGCGAGGCGAUCACCAACUUCCUGGACAAGCUGCAUAUGCUCGCCAUCCAGGGCAGCAACCCUUCCGCAAGGCGUAUUAUGAAGCGCGCGAAUGGGGAGCUGAUCCCGCAGAGCGAUUCUGGCAACCUUGGGACCCAGGGUGUCACCUACGGUUUCAAGAGUCUUGCGCCGGAGAAUGCUGGCGAAAGCCCUUUCAGCGCCGCACCCAAGGACCCGCUUCUCGCCAAAGUCCCCGUCGUCCACCCCCCAUCGGACCUGUGCAUCAAGUGCAAUCAGACAGUCGAAGAAGAUUGCGUGCGCCUAGGAACGUACCAGCGGUGGCACUCUCACUGUCUCACCUGCCAAACUUGCGGUAAGGCUGCGGCAAUGCCAACAGUUAAAGAACCAAAGGCCUUGGAGGACAAGGAUAAGGACGGCUCGCAGGCCGGCCAGGAGAAGGAAGGCAAACCCAAGGCUUCAACUGCGCGGCGGCCGCCAGCGAACGUCGGCGCCUUCACGUAUGAGGUGGAGUCGGUGAAGGAGACCACGUCUUUCGGCGUCGUGCCGACCGUCAUCCUCUGCACAGAACACGCGCAUGCUGGUUGCCGUGCCGGGUUCCAGGCCGUUUCGCGCUUGGAGCAGUACGCCUUUUUGCUGAAUGUGGCCCUACGGCGGUUGUAUGUGCUGUUGAAGAAGCGAGGCGUCGUCCCUCUGUCUCCCGCUGCAUUGCCAGGACAAGGUCAAUCGCGCGAACCCGACGAGGACCCCUACCGGAACUCCGGCGACAUCAAUCGUCUCCGCUCUGUGCAUCUGGAUCGGAAAUUGUCCUCCACCGCGCGGGUACCGAAGCGGUCAACAAUCGUCGAGAGCCCAGCCGGCAAAGUCGCCCAUGCUCAUCCUUCGGACCUCGCUCACCGUCCGCACGAGGUCACGUCUGGCGCACGCACACCCGCGCCCCAGGUCGCACAGCAUGGGACGGCGCGAAGCCAGAAGGCGCCGCUCAUCCACACUCAGCAGUCGUACUCCCAGCAGCCACAGCGAUCGCUGCCAUCGCCCGGGAUGAUCGACACCAAUGUGGGGUCGCAGGUCAUCCGACCUGCCUUUGCGCGAGGGAACACCGCGAUCAAGAUUGUCGACGAGUCUGGGCCCAGCUCACCCGCAGGCGUCAACCAGGACGAGCAGAUGGUUGGGGGCAUCGAGGACGGCAUCACCCUUGCAGACAUCCCGCAGCUGGUGGAGGCGGCGCAAGCGCGAGAGCAGAGACGGUCGCUGCCCAGCCAGAGCUCGAUACCAUACAUCGGGGACCUGAACCCUCUCCAGCUCGCGAUCGUCAAGCACUGCGCCGUGCUGGUCCUCCAGAGGUCGCCGCUCAGGGAUCAGUUCGAUCUGGACGAGAUCCUUGAGUUGGUUGAGACCAAGAAGAGCUCGUUCUGGAACAAGUUGUUCAAGCCAGGCAACGACAAGAAGAACGUGAAGAAGAAAGGGGUCUUCGGUGUACCUCUGGAACUUUUGGUAGAGCGCGAGGGUGCGGACUCUCUUCUCGGUGCUGGACGCACGCCUCUCCGCAUCCCGAGUUUCGUUGAUGAUGCCAUCUCUGCCAUGCGGCAAAUGGACAUGUCUAUUGAGGGUAUUUUCCGGCGAAAUGGCAACAUCCGCCGCUUGAAAGACCUCACCGAAGCAAUCGACCGUGACGCGUCGUCCGUUGACCUCACGCAGGACAACCCAGUACAACUUGCGGCGCUUCUAAAGAAGUUCUUCCGAGAUCUUCCUGAUCCCCUCAUGACAUUCAAGUUGCAUCGGCUGUUCAUCGCGACUCAAUCGCUUCCAACCGAGCAGGAGAGGAAUCGGAUGCUGCACAUGGUGUCGCUCAUCUUGCCUAAAGCGCACCGCGAUACGCUCGAAGUGCUCUUUGUCUUCUUGAAAUGGGUCGCGUCCUUCGCGCACUUGGACGAGGAGACAGGUAGCAAGAUGGACUUACAGAACCUUGCGACGGUCAUUUGCCCGAGUAUUCUGUACUCCCGUGGACAAAACGCCGUGAGAGACGAAAGUUUCGGGUCGAUUAGGGUCGUCACCGCGCUGCUAGAGAAUCAGGACCAGUUUUACUGCGUCCCUGAGGAGUUCUUGCCCAUUCUCGCAGAUGAGGAAUACUUCGCCAACUGCAUGGAGCUUCCAAGCAGGGAAUUCCUGAAGAAGGUUGACGCAUAUAUGCGCCUCAAGUCGGGUGGCAGGACACCGGGCCUCAUAUCGCCGACUAUCGGCAAUGCGACAUUUAACUUCAAUCCGGGCACACCACGGCCCGAGGAUAUGCGCUCAAUGCCACCAAGGUCAACGCAGUCCAACCCACAAUUCCUGGAUAGGCCCCCCAUGGCCAACCCCACACCAUCUGACAGUGUGCUCCGGAAUGGUCUCUCCCCGCAGCGGCAACAACCUCCACCAAUGCAGCACUCGCCAUUCUCCUAUCCGCCACCAACAGGGAACCCCCAGCCGACAUCGCAGCCCUCGAUGGGUGCCAUUCACUCGCCACAGCCGCGAAUGCCCGCCAACAUGCAGGGCAUGCAAAGCCCGAGCCCGGACUGGGGGAUGGAGCGGCCUCCAGGUGUACAGGACCCGAACAGGCCAUCGUCGCGUCCAUCGUCGUUCAUCAAUACCAGCGUGAACCCGUCAUCGAGGACCAGCAGCGAGAGUCCGCAUCCUUAUGUCCCGAACGGACAGCACCAGCAACGGUAA